Messenger RNA from Daucus carota subsp. sativus, 3284 nucleotides. RefSeq names its product periodic tryptophan protein 2. The transcript has 8 exons. Bases 109 to 2766 code for a protein of 885 amino acids. Gene Ontology annotation, molecular function: protein binding. The record is from RefSeq and is a predicted model, not a curated record. Lineage: Eukaryota; Viridiplantae; Streptophyta; Magnoliopsida; Apiales; Apiaceae. Gene Ontology annotation, cellular component: small-subunit processome; Pwp2p-containing subcomplex of 90S preribosome. Gene Ontology annotation, biological process: ribosomal small subunit assembly; maturation of SSU-rRNA from tricistronic rRNA transcript (SSU-rRNA, 5.8S rRNA, LSU-rRNA).
ACGACUCCAAUGUUGUUAGGGUUUAAGAAACAAGAAGAACUAGCAGUUGAUUUUAGGGUUUAACAAAACAAACACAUCCCCCUUUCUUCUUCUUCUUCUCCACUAAUCAUGAACUUCCGGUUCCAAAAUCUUCUCGGAGCUCCAUACAGAGGAGGCAACGUCACUACAGUCGACAACACCCUGCUAAUCUCACCUAUCGGUAACCGGAUCUCCGUCACAGACCUCAAAAAGUCCGAAACUAUUACUCUCCCUUUUCAAUCCUCUUCUAAUAUCACCCGCAUCGCCGCCUCAAACGACGGCGUUUUCCUCCUCACUGUCGAUGAGAACAACCGCUGUCUCUACAUCAAUCUACGCCGCCGCGCCGUUCUGCACCGCAUUACUUUUAAGAAACGCGUCGGCGCCGUCAAGUUUAGCCCCGACGGAGCCCUAAUUGCGGUGGCGUUGGGGAAAUUGGUGCAGAUUUGGCGGUCGCCGGGGUUUAAAAAGGAGUUCUUUCCGUUUGAAUUGGUGAGGACUUUUGCUGAUUGUAACGAUAAGGUUACGUCAUUGGAUUGGAGUGAUAAUUCGGGGUAUUUGCUCGCGGGGUCGAAAGAUUUGGCGGUGAGGUUGUUUUGUUUGAAGAAAGUUCCAGGCUUGUCGAAGGCAUUUAUGUUUUUGGGACAUAGGGAUGCAAUUUGUGGUGCUUUUUUUGGUACUGAUAAGGUAGAUAAGGUUCCUCGGGUUUAUACGAUAUCGAGAGAUGGUGCGAUUUUUAGUUGGAUAUUGAAUAAUGUGGGUGAGGAUGUUGAAAUGGAGGAUUCAGAACCCGUGUCUCCCGGUACACCUGAUCAAAAUGGUGAUGGGAAUGGGGAUGAGAAUGAGAAUGUGAAGAAGAGGAAGAAUGUUGAGGGUGAUGUGAGCGAUGGUGAUGACAAGAAUGGGGUUUUGUUGCAUAAAGGGAAAUGGGAGUUGUUGAAGAAGGAUUUUUUUAUGCAGGCUCCAGCAAAGUUGACAGCUUGUGAUUUUCAUAGUGGUCUUGAUCUUGUUGUAGUGGGGUUUUCGAGUGGGGUGUUUGGUCUAUAUAAGAUGCCUGAAUUUACUUGUAUUCAUUUGUUGUCGAUAUCUCGAGAGAAGAUUACGACUGCUACUUUUAAUGAUCUUGGGAAUUGGUUGACGUUUGGGUGUGCAAAACUUGGACAAUUGCUUGUAUGGGAUUGGAAACCAGAAAGCUACAUAUUGAAACAGCAAGGACAUUAUUUUGAUGUUAACUGUCUUGCAUAUUCACCUGAUUCCCAGCUCAUGGCUACUGGUGCAGAUGAUAACAAAAUCAAGGUGUGGACUGUUUCCUCAGGGUUUUGUUUUGUGACAUUCUCUGAGCACACAAAUGCAGUCACAGCCCUCCAUUUUAUGCCAAAUAACCAUUGUCUCUUAAGUGCAUCUUUGGAUGGCACUGUCCGUGCGUGGGAUCUCUUUCGCUACCGCAAUUUUAGGACAUUUACCACUCCCUCUUCCAAGCAGUUUGUAUCUUUGGCAUCCGACCAAAGUGGGGAAGUAAUUUGUGCCGGAACCCUUGAUUCAUUUGAGAUAUUUGUUUGGUCGAUGAAGACAGGACGGUUGUUGGAUGUACUUAGCGGCCAUGAAGGUCCUGUUCAUGGGUUGACAUUUUCUCCCACUAACGCAAUUCUAGCUUCAUCCUCCUGGGAUAAGUCCAUUCGCUUAUGGGAUGUUUUUCAAGGAAAAGGUGUGGUUGAGACAUUUUCUCAUACCCAUGAUGUUCUUACUGUUGUUUAUCGCCCGGACGGAAAGCAAUUGGCUUGCAGCACUUUAGAUGGUCAAAUCUAUUUUUGGGACCCAAUUGACGGAUUGCUGAUGUGUACCAUCGAGGGCCGUAGAGAUAUAGCUGGAGGACGCUUGAUGACUGACCGUACGUCAGCUGCUAACUCCACUUCCGGAAAAUGCUUCACUAGCUUGUGUUAUUCUGCCGAUGGAAAUUAUAUAUUAGCUGGGGGAAAGAGUAAAUACAUUUGUAUGUAUGAUGUGGCUGAUCAGGUGUUGCUGCGAAGAUUCCAAAUCACCCAUAAUCUUUCACUAGAUGGAGUUCUUGACUUCUUGAAUUCAAAGAAUAUGACAGAUGCUGGUCCACUAAAUUUAAUUGAUGAUGAUAAUAGUGAUACAGAGGAAGGUGUUGACAACCAAACACGAGGAAAUGCAAGUUACAAUUUACCAGGAGCACUGCCUAACAAAGGGAGGCCUGUUAUUCAAACUAAGUGCUUGAGAAUUGCACCUACUGGUCGGAGCUGGGCUGCAGCAACAACAGAAGGAGUUUUGGUUUAUUCAAUAGAUGAUUCCUUCAUCUUCGAUCCUACCGAUCUAGACAUCGAUGUGACACCUGAGGCCGUUGAUACAGCUCUGAGUGAAGAUCAUUUUGAUAGAGCUUUAAUUCUCAGCUUACGUUUAAAUGAAGAUGCCUUGAUUAAAAAGUGCAUCAUAUCCGUCUUCCCAGCAGAUAUACCAGCUGUUAUUUCCUCUAUCCCUACGAAAUAUCUACAAAGGUUAAUUGAGGCAUUUGCGGAGCUUCUGGAAAAGUGCCCACAUUUGGAAUUCAUUCUUCGUUGGUGUCAGGAGUUGUGUAAAGUUCAUGGUAAUUCCAUUCAGCAGAAUUCUAGAAAUUUGCUUCCGGCUCUAAAAUCAUUACAGAAGGCUAUUACGAGGACGCAUCAAGAUCUGGCAGAGACAUGUUCUUCCAAUGAAUAUUUGCUUCGAUAUUUGUGCUCUUCAAGUUCGUAGACUCAAUUUAUUAAAUUUUCUGUAUUUUACUGGGAUUUGAAAGAGAUGAUGAUUAAAUGGCAUUCCAGCUUAUGUUGAAAGAUCAAUUAGCAUCAGUAAAAACUAACCCUGUUUUGUUGUUGGACAUGAAUGAGAGCAUUAUGAAUAGGUCUGUGUCACCUUACAACAGGGGAUGGACCUAAUAUUUGGAUAGUCUAUGUUCCCAGUGUUUAAAGAAUCGGGUGUGAAAUUGAAGCCCCUCUUUAAAAGCAUUGCUCUCUAGCAGCUGUUGGCGAGUCUGUAUGGGGUCAUGUCUGAAUAUGAGAAAUCUCUCUGAUUUAUAAAGUUUCGUGCUAGCAAUUUUUCUCCCGGAUUGUAGUUCUACUUGGCUGUUUGAAAACAGAUGGUCGAAUGCAGGGAGAAGUGGUGUUUUGAGGGGAAGUACUGUCCAGUUCCCUGUAUAAUACUUGUUACUGUACUAAUUAGAGUCAUGAAAUUUAGUACUAUUGUUUUACAGAUAUUAAAUCAAAAUUUAUACA